AUAAUUACGGAUAUUACUAUGCUGCAAUGCCGAAAAUGAUAAGGCAAGAAAAUCUACUUCACAAUUAUUUCUUCAUCUGUAAGUGUAUACCUUGCCAAGAAAAUUGGCCCAUGCGGUCCGAAUUAAAAUCCUACGAAACUCUAGCCAAGUCAACGAAAGACAAGAAGGUGAUAAGGAACGCACUGAUGAAGUAUAAUAUAUACGUUGAUCUGGCGAGGAAAGGCGAUGUUAUGGAUAAGCCUUAUAUCAUGGAAGAUUUGUUUAUGAUGAUACGAGUGAUGUACAACCGCGUGCCGAUUGCCUGCAAGGAGAUGGUUGAUGUUGUCGAAACUUUAACACGAGUGUAUCAUUUGAACGGCAAUAGACUUAUCUUGCCAAAAAUACAGAACCGUAACAUUUAAACGCGUACUUUUUUUUAGUAAUGUUCUUUAAUUGAUAAUAUGUUUUCUUUUUUGUUUCUUUAUUAUCUUAUUGACAGUAAUAA
Dinoponera quadriceps is the source of this 484-nucleotide messenger RNA. RefSeq lists its product as uncharacterized. The transcript is spliced from 2 exons. NCBI's taxonomy places the organism in Eukaryota, Metazoa, Arthropoda, Insecta, Hymenoptera, Formicidae. Bases 27 to 401 code for a protein of 124 amino acids. Gene Ontology annotation, molecular function: protein binding. The record is from RefSeq and is a predicted model, not a curated record.